Molecule: messenger RNA, 1665 nt
Organism: Panicum hallii
Lineage: Eukaryota; Viridiplantae; Streptophyta; Magnoliopsida; Poales; Poaceae
Exons: 3
Coding region: 1-1665 (554 amino acids)
Biological process (GO): DNA integration
Molecular function (GO): nucleic acid binding
Source: RefSeq, a predicted model, not a curated record
AUGGAUGGAUACCCAAUGCCAGUAGCCGAUUUGCUGGUGGACACUGCUGUAGGGCACAAGGUGAUUAGUUUUAUGGAUGGUAAUGCUGGGUAUAACCAAAUAUUUAUGGCAGAAGAGGAUAUUCAUAAAACAACAUUUAGGUGUCCUGGGCAUGUCGGCUUGUAUGAAUGGAUUGUGAUGACUUUUGGGCUGAAGAAUGCCGGUGCUACGUAUCAGAGGGCCAUGAAUUAUAUUUUUCAUGAACUCAUCGGCAAGAUUGUGGAGAUCUAUAUUGAUGAUGUUGUAGUGAAAUCAGUAGGAUACCAAGAGCAUCUGGUCGAUUUACACAGAACUCUAGAGUGCACAAGGAAACAUGGCUUGAAGAUGAAGCCGAACAAGUGUGCUUUUGGGGUAUCGGCUGGACAGUUCUUGGGUUUUAUAGUUCAUGAACGUGGGAUUGAAAUCAGUCAGAAGACAAUUACAGCAAUCAACAAGGUGGAGGCCCCAAAGACCAAGGUUGAGCUUCAAUCGUUCAUCGGCAAGAUUAAUUUCAUCCGGAGGUUUAUAUCUAACCUGUCUGGAAAAAUUCUACUGUUCAGUUCACUGUUGAAGUUGAAGGCCGAUCAGGAGUUUGUAUGGGGAGAAGAACAGCAGAAGGUGCUGGAUGGGAUCAAACAUUACCUGACAAAUCCUCCAGUGCUAGUUCUGCCUCAGAGGCACAAGCCGUUUAAGUUGUAUUUAUCGGCUGAUGAACAUGCCAUCGGAUCGGCCCUUAUUCAAGAAUUUGAAGAAUUUGACUUGAGACAUGAAUCGGCUAAGGCAGUUAAGGGACAGGUCAUGGCUGAUUUUGUUGUUCAGCAUUGUGGUUCGGAGUCUGCUGUUGUAGAUCUCGCUCCUUGGACUCUAUUCUUUGAUGGUUCUUCUUGUGGAGUUGGAUCUGGCAUCAGCGUUGUGCUAAUAUCGCCUCGGGGGGCAACUUUCAAGUUUUCGUUUCCGAUCGAAGCUUCUGCCACCAAUAAUCAAGCUAAAUAUCGCGCUAUUCUUAAGGGGAUUCGGUUGCUCAAGGAGAUUAAAGCCGAUGUUGUAGAAAUAUUUGGGGAUUCUAUGCUGGUGGUUAAUCAGUUAAUUGGAGAGUAUGAAUGUAAGGACGACAUUCUGAGGAUUUAUCAUGAAGAAUGCCUCCAGCUUUUGAGAGAGUUUAAAAAGUGGGUUGAAGUAGUUCCUUUGAAGAAGGUGACAUCUAAGGAUAUGGUGGAGUUUGUUAAGGAGCAUAUUAUAUAUCGGUUCGGUGUUCCUCAAACCAUUACUACCGAUCAGGGAACUAUGUUCAUAUCUGGUGAAUUUGAGGAUUUUGCCGCUAGCAUGGGAAUCAAAUUGUUGAAUUCUUGUCCAUAUUAUGCCCACGCAAAUGGCCAGGCAGAAGCAUCUAAUAAAGGAAUUAUCAAGUUGAUCAAAAGAAAGAUUGAUGAGCAACCAAGACGAUGGCAUACGACACUCAGUGAGUCUCUAUGGGCAUAUCGGAUGGCUUGUCAUGGUGCUACCAAGGUGUCCCCGUAUCACUUGGUGUAUGGACAUGAGGCUGUCCUGCCUUGGGACUUCAAGAUAGGCUCUAAGCGUGUGAUGUUUCAAGAUCAGCUGACAGCCGAUGAAUAUUUGGCUCUGACGAAAGAUGAGUUGGAAGAUUAA